This is a messenger RNA of Sapajus apella (tufted capuchin), 3327 nucleotides long. RefSeq names its product FLT3 interacting zinc finger 1 (gene FIZ1). The transcript is spliced from 3 exons. Gene Ontology annotation, cellular component: nucleus. The coding region runs from base 775 to 2280 and encodes 501 amino acids. The record is from RefSeq and is a predicted model, not a curated record. NCBI's taxonomy places the organism in Eukaryota, Metazoa, Chordata, Mammalia, Primates, Cebidae. Gene Ontology annotation, molecular function: DNA-binding transcription factor activity, RNA polymerase II-specific; RNA polymerase II transcription regulatory region sequence-specific DNA binding. Gene Ontology annotation, biological process: regulation of transcription by RNA polymerase II.
CCGUGGGAAACAAAGGGGACACGCUGGGUCCUAAGGACCGGUCACGGACACGCCCGCAAGCCGCGCGUGCGCACCAGCGGCCUGUGUUCCCAGUGGGAAAUAAUCCAGCACCAUAUCUCCAACGGCCUCGAAACGCCUUUUCUCUCACAAAACACAUACUCGGGUGAAACCAAUCAAAGACAUACAGAACGAAGAGGAGCGGGAAAAUGGCUGCCCGGUGCCCGUAAUCAACAUGGCACCGUACAGGCUUCAAAGCCCCAUGGAGGGCUAAGUGGAUAAGAUGGUUGCCGGUCUUUUCCAGCAGUGUAUUGCAGUUGACGCACUUCGCUUUCUUUUUUUUCCUAGUGCAACUGUACAUGCUAAUCAGGAGGGGUCCGCGGCUCAGAAAAAGGAAUACUAUCUGCUUUCAUUUACGUUAGCUUCAGCUAGGGUCGCCACGAAGGAAACGCCGCGCUCUGACCUGCUUGCCCUUAGUCUGUAUGGCGUCGUGGGUGUCUCUAAGCCCCGCCCCUUCUCGUUGCCCUCACCGAAGAUGGCGCGGGCCUGGCUUCUCCAACCUCCAGGGCUGGGAAAGGAAAGGGAAAGAGGGAAAAGGGCGGGGAUGAGGAAGGGGAGCCAAGAGGGCGGGAGAAAGGGGGAGUACGGCGGGGGAAGGGAGCUGAGGCGGAAGUCGACGGGCACCCCGGGUGGAAGUGACGCUACCCCCGCUGCCCAAAAUGUCGGCGCCCAGAGGGAGGUAGAGAGCCCACACGCACCACUAUAUUCCCUGCCACAAUGGAUGACGUCCCAGCCCCAACCCCAACCCCCUCACCAGCACCGCCCGCUGCUGCCGCCCCCCGGGUCCCGUUUCACUGCAGUGAAUGUGGCAAGAGCUUUCGCUACCGCUCAGACCUCCGGCGCCACUUCGCCCGACACACAGCGCUCAAGCCCCACGCGUGUCCGCGCUGUGGCAAGGGCUUCAAGCAUAGCUUCAACCUAGCCAACCACCUGCGCUCGCACACCGGGGAGCGGCCCUACCGCUGCUCCGCCUGCCCCAAGGGGUUCCGCGACUCCACCGGCCUGCUGCACCACCAGGUUGUCCACACCGGCGAGAAGCCCUACUGCUGCCUGGUAUGCGAGCUCCGCUUCUCCUCACGCUCCAGCCUGGGCCGCCACCUGAAGCGCCAGCACCGCGGGGUCCUCCCCUCUCCCCUGCAGCCCGGCCCUGGCCUGCCCGCCCUGAGCGCGCCCUGCUCCGUCUGCUGCAAUGUAGGGCCCUGCUCGGUGUGCGGGGGCGCGGGGGCUGGCGGCGGAGAGGGCCCGGAGGGGGUGGGCGCGGGCCUGGGCAGCUGGGGGCUGGCUGAGGCGGCAGCUGCGGCCGCGGCCUCGCUGCCCCCGUUUGCGUGCGGUGCCUGUGCGCGGCGCUUCGACCACGGCCGCGAGCUGGCUGCCCACUGGGCCGCGCACACCGACGUGAAGCCCUUCAAGUGCCCGCGCUGCGAGCGCGACUUCAACGCGCCCGCGCUGCUGGAGCGGCACAAGCUGACGCACGACUUACAGGGCCCGGGCGCGCCCCCCGCGCAGGCCUGGGCCCCUGGGGCAGGCGUGGGGCCCGAGAUGGCAGCGGGCGAAGGCGGCGCUGCGGAGGUCGGCGACUCUCCUCCUGCUUCGGCUUCGGACGGCCUGCUGCUCCUGGGCCCCGCGGGGGGCGGGGUGCCCAAGCUCGGGGGGCUGCUCCCCGAGGGCAGCGGGGAGGCACCUGCGCCCGCGGCUGCCGCCGAGCCCUCAGAAGACACCCUGUACCAGUGCGACUGCGGGACCUUCUUUGCGUCGGCCGCGGCCCUGGCCAGCCACCUGGAGGCCCACUCGGGCCCGGCCACCUACGGCUGCGGCCACUGCGGGGCCUUGUACGCGGCGCUGGCCGCCUUGGAGGAGCACAGGCGGGUCAGCCACGGCGAGGGCGGCGGGGAGGAGGCGGCGGCUGCGGCCCGGGAGGGAGAGCCGGCGUCCGGGGAGCCUGCUUCUGGCUCGGGCCGCGGCAAGAAGAUCUUCGGCUGCUCUGAGUGCGAGAAGCUGUUCCGCUCGCCGCGCGACCUGGAGCGGCACGUGCUGGUGCACACGGGCGAGAAGCCGUUCCCGUGCCUGGAGUGCGGCAAGUUUUUCCGCCACGAGUGCUACCUCAAGCGCCACCGGCUGCUGCACGGCACCGAGCGGCCCUUCCCCUGCCAUAUCUGCGGCAAGGGGUUCAUCACGCUCAGCAACCUCUCCAGGCACCUGAAGCUGCACCGGGGCAUGGACUGACCCCAGGCCGCUCCCUGCCCUCUGCCCAGCCACCUGGACCCGGGGACCUUGGGACUGCGAGUGAGGCCCCGGCCCUCCAAAUCCAGACGCAGGCCCUGAAAUGAGGGGACCCUGGCUGGAGAGGUGGAGACCACCAAAAACCCACACAGGCCCCAGAGCUAGGGGACCACAAACAAACAGGGUCCUUAGCUGGGGCAGGGGAGCCUGAAUCUAGGGAGAGAGACUCCUGAGCCUGAGGUCCCUGGAAUGAGUGUGGGUAACCCUAAGUCCCCAAGACAUGGAGACUUUGCAGCGAGCAAUGGGUCUCCUAAGUACCUCUCAUCUUGAGGGCCCUAAUAAUAAAAGAUGGGUACCCCCACAAAGGGAAGGCUGCCCCAUUCCCUGAGAGCCAUCAUUCCCAACCACCGUGAUCUGGAGAAUGUGGAGGGACCAUGUCCCUGAAUUUUCCUAGAUCCUCUCCAAAUGCUACCCACCAGAGUCACUGGUGACCCCCAGAAAAUGAAUAUAGCCGAAAUCUGCCUUUCCCCCUUGUCAUUCCCUGUGCUGAAAGAGGGACCAGGGUAGAUGCCCCUGCCCUCAAACCACCCCCCCGCCCCCGCCGACUGUGGAAUUGAUCGACCCUAAUGAUCUUCCCCACCCAAAACACUAGAAUAGACUGUCCUGAAUCACUUUGCCCAGUAGGAUGGACUGAUCUAUAUGCACACACACCCCCAUGACAUGGAAUGGGCUGGUCCAAGCGGUGGCCUGUACCCCACCUCCCUUAGAGUGAAUAGGGCAGACACUCCUCCCUUUUCCUGUAGCGAGUGUACCGGUCCACGCCAUUCUUUAUCCUGUGAACUCAUCUGAGUGGGAGGUGGCAGACACUAGGGUUUCCCUCCCCCACUACCAUAGCAGCUGUUGGUCUUUCUCUCCAUCUCUAUUGGUUUGUCUGUCUCUGUCUUCUGUGGGGACAGUUGGCUAGGAGGUCCCCCAUGAGCCUCGACCUCAUCGCCUCGUCCCUCUCCCCAGUGUCUCCAGGACCCCCAAUAAACCUUGUUCUGUCAGUCA